AUGGAUAAGGACAUGUGUAAAAGGUUCAAGAAUGUAAGGGAUAAAUUUCCUGAUAAAUUGAAUAAAGGAAAUUAUCAAUUUAAUGAUAAUAAAUUUUUCAAAAAUUAUUGUACUAAUGAAUGUAAUAGUAAUCUCGAUAAAAUUAGUGCUGGAUGUUUAUAUUUUUUUGAUACAUUCUUUAAGGAUGGCCAUGCAUUUGAGAUGGUUGCAAAAAGAAACAUAAAUAUUGUUGAAUACAUUUUGAUAUGGUUAAUUUAUAUGUUAAACCUUAUCAAAACUGAAGAAAACGACAGUAUAACGAUUUUUUAUAAUACAUACAUAAAGGAUGGUGGUAAGUAUACUACUAAUCUAAAUUAUAUUAGAAGUUAUAAUAGUUAUAAGGAUCUUAUAGAUAGAAGUUAUAAUUUUUUAAGUAAGGAUAUGAGUAUUAUAUCUAAAUUAUAUGAUGUAUUUAAUACAUUAUGUGACAUUUAUAAUGACCUUGAUACAAACUACUCAAAUUGCGCGAAAUGUUCGGAAAAAGCUCGUCAAUUUAUUGAAAAAUAUAAAGAAUUUAACAUAGAUUAUAAGACUGCUGAAGAUAACCCAUAUUUUAAUGUAUUGAUUAAUUUUUUAAUUGGUUAUGAUAAUUUAAAAGAUAAAUGUAGUGAUUUCCCAUCCAUUCCUGGGAUGCCAAACAAAAAUUAUGAUCAAAGAUCUGAAGUUGCAUCAUCAAGUUCAUCGAUAGUAAGCAAAUUAAUUCCAAUUUUAUCGAUAUUAGUUGCAAUAGCAAUUUUUUUAGGAAUUUCUUAUAAGUAUUCAUUAUUUGGAUUUCGGAAACGAGUUCAAAAACAAUAUUUAAGAGAAAAAAUAAAAAAUAUAAAGAAUAGAAUGAAUCGUUAA
Plasmodium yoelii is the source of this 882-nucleotide messenger RNA. Its product is annotated as PIR protein. NCBI's taxonomy places the organism in Eukaryota, Apicomplexa, Aconoidasida, Haemosporida, Plasmodiidae. The coding region runs from base 1 to 882 and encodes 293 amino acids. The transcript has 3 exons. The record is from RefSeq and is a predicted model, not a curated record.